GGCUUUAAAAAAAAAAAAGAUAAGUUGCUUUAUCAUUGUAUUUGUGUCUCGCAAAUGUUUUCUCAUACCCGACGAAAGAUUCAACAACCAACGGAAGAAAAUGGGCAGGACAAAGCUACUCAUGAAAGAAGAGGAAAUUCUUUAGUAACAUUAAAGGAAAAUGCAGUAGCAGAUGAGGCGGAGAUAUCAAACAGGACAAGAACAAGCGAGUGCCAAGCACACAGACGUAGGAUAUAACGUCGGGUAGAGACGCUGAUGACUGCCUGAAAGUCGGGAGAAAAUUGGAGCUCGUUUGUGUAGCUGGUGGACUUCCGAUCAGAUGGAGAAUACUGCGAGGUUGGCACUCAGAUGCCAGGUUGUGCAAAUCAUUUUCCUGUUGGCUCUUAUGAUGGGAAGUGCACAUUGUAAUGCCCAAAGAAGACAUAACAUUACAGACUUGGAUUGCUUCAAUGACUAUCUUACUGAAAUGUUUUGCUCUUGGAGAGUCCCAGACCCCGGCAUCUCCUGCAGUCAUGACUUCCAGCUGGAGUGUAAAAAAAUGCGUUUUAGAGUACCUUUACGCUGUGUUCCAGAGAGUAUACCGGUAGCUGUGGCUGAUACUAUGUUAUAUACAGGAUGUAUCUGCCACAUUAAAGUUCUUUUCUUUGUGGCUUCUGAUGAGUAUUAUAUUCAAAUUAAGUCGCAUGGGAUUUCCAUCGCAAACACAACUAUUUCAGCAGCAGAAAAAGUUAAACCUAGAGCUCCAGUAAAUGUCACUAUAGAGCAUAAUGGUGAGAUUGCAAAAGUUCACUGGGACAGCGGUUACACGUGGGAAAAUUAUUUAUUCCAAAAGCUGAAGUAUGACGUCCAAAUUACCUCAAAGCAAGAUCCAACAGAGGUGAAAAGGAAUACACUGAGCUACUUGGAACCUCAAUACAUAAUCAGGAAGAGACUUUUCAGAAAAGGACAUGACUUUUUAGUGAAGAUCAGAUCAAUGCCAAACAACAAUAAUUAUUCAUAUGCUGGCAUUUGGAGUGAGUGGAGCCCAGAAAUUCAGUGGCAUAAUGAUUAUGAUCUCUCUGUAUAUGAUAUAAUAGAAAACACGAUGCCAGUGAUUGGACCAGCAUUUGUAAUUUGCAUUUUACUGUGCUUUGUCAGUGGUUUAAUCUGUAAAAGGAAAUGGUGGAAUAAUAUCCCAGAUCCCAGUAACAGUCAUCUGGCAAUGGCCAUGCUGCACACAACACAGGUACCAGGGUCAGAAUCGGAUGUGAACUGCAGCAAUUUACCACUUAGGAACAAUAAAAAAAUUAAGAAAACCAUUUGCAGUAAAUGGCUUAAAAAGAUGAUCUCACGAAACCAAGAUAACACUGACAAGCAACCCAAAACCCACAAAUCAACUCCAUAUUAUAACUGCAUUGAUCGAGCAGCUGUAAAAAAUGUUUUCAUACCAGAAAUGAUAGCGGUUGAAAGAACUUUAAGCCUUACCUCCUUAGUAGUUGAUACAAACUUAGAGAAUGAGCCACAAAUUUCUAAAGAAAAUCAUGAAGAAGUUCAGCCCUUGGAAUGUGAUUUUAUCAAUAGAAUGUUUUUAGACAUUUUAAACACUGACAGCAAACAGGAUAAAGUGAUGGAUCUUUCUGACAAUGUGGGAACUAAAAAUAUGAAUGGCUCCUUGCGCCUCGAAGAUAUCAGUUAUGAAGAUGGGAAACACAUCGGUUUACUAUCCAAUUACACCCGAGUAAAUUCACCAGCAGAAACACAAAGUGAAGAUUUUAAUCAAGGCCAAUACAAGACCGUUUUUGAUGACUCCUACAAACUGAUGGUGUCAGAUUCGCCACAGUCCCACUGUCUGAAGACAGUUAAUUGCACUAAUCACAGCUUAAUGCAGAAGUCAGAAGCUUGCGUUACCGCUCUCAAAAUAUAAAUUAAGAGAGCCCACGAUUGUAGAUGCGAUGAGGUAAUGUGAUCAGCUCGACGGGUACUGCAAAGAAAUACGCGAACAGGAGAAAAUAUGACCAAUCACUUUUAUGACUGAAGUGGUUUUCCUUUUACAUAACAAUACAUAUAUUGGCAUAUUAAGAUUUAAAUGUCGGGUUAAUCAUCUAACUAAUUAAUAUUGUAUUGGAUAGAUGUA
Rana temporaria (common frog) is the source of this 2113-nucleotide messenger RNA. Its product is annotated as interleukin-4 receptor subunit alpha-like. The transcript has 10 exons. Gene Ontology annotation, cellular component: membrane; external side of plasma membrane. The record is from RefSeq and is a predicted model, not a curated record. The coding region runs from base 320 to 1903 and encodes 527 amino acids. NCBI's taxonomy places the organism in Eukaryota, Metazoa, Chordata, Amphibia, Anura, Ranidae. Gene Ontology annotation, biological process: cytokine-mediated signaling pathway; production of molecular mediator involved in inflammatory response; immunoglobulin mediated immune response. Gene Ontology annotation, molecular function: protein binding; cytokine receptor activity.